This is a messenger RNA of Corylus avellana, 1667 nucleotides long. Its product is annotated as Pyridoxal phosphate (PLP)-dependent transferases superfamily protein. Gene Ontology annotation, biological process: amino acid metabolic process; biosynthetic process. NCBI's taxonomy places the organism in Eukaryota, Viridiplantae, Streptophyta, Magnoliopsida, Fagales, Betulaceae. The record is from RefSeq and is a predicted model, not a curated record. Gene Ontology annotation, molecular function: transaminase activity; pyridoxal phosphate binding.
AACGAGACAAUCGUAACUCGUAAGUCAAAGAAACGCACAGUACCAUAACUCGCAAAAUAUAAAAAAGAAAAGAAAAGAAAAGAAAAACAAAAAGCUGUGUGUCUUUUAGCGUGCUUUUUGAGUUAUUCUGCAAGGAGCUGCUACAUCCCAAUUGUUGUGGGGUUUGUUGAAGACGUGAGGAACUUGAUCUUUGUAUCCUCUUACUUUAUUAAUUUCUCAGAAAAAUUCAAAGUUUUGGGGAGCUUGGGGAUUUUGGGGAUUCCUGGUAAAGUUUAGAAUUUGGCUUUCAGGCUUUUAGGCAGCUGGGUCAAAUAAAAACUGCGCAUUUUGCUCUAAAUUGGAUCUCAUUUUUAGCGUUGUGGCUUGUGAGAGGAGGGUGAGAUGGGUUCGUUUGGAAAGCUUGCGACGAGGGCUUUGGAGACUGAUAUGCCGGUUAUGGUUCAGAUACAGGAACUGAUCCGAGGAGCCAAAAAUGCUGUGUCUUUGGCCCAGGGGGUAGUUUAUUGGCAACCGCCUAAACAGGCAUUGGAUAAGGUUAAGGAGCUUGUGUUGGAGCCUUCAAUUAGUCGUUAUGGUGCUGAUGAAGGUAUCCCUGAACUCAGAGAGGCAUUGGUCAAAAAGCUUUGCCUGGAAAAUAAACUUCACAAAUCUUCAGUGAUGGUUACUGCAGGUGCAAAUCAGGCAUUUGUAAAUCUUGUUCUUACAUUGUGUGAUGCUGGGGAUUCAGUAGUGAUGUUUGCCCCAUACUACUUCAAUGCCUACAUGUCCUUCCAGAUGACUGGUAUCACUAACAUUCUGGUGGGUCCUGGUAACCCCAAGACGCUUCAUCCAGAUGCAGACUGGUUAGAAAAGACAUUGUUGGAAACUAAACCAUCCCCAAAGCUUGUUACUGUUGUUAAUCCUGGCAACCCAACUGGGACUUACAUUCCAGAGCCUCUUCUUAAGAGGAUUUCAGAUCUCUGCAGAAAUGCUGGAUGUUGGCUCGUUGUAGAUAAUACAUAUGAGUACUUCAUGUAUGAUGGUCUAAAACACUCAUGUCUGGAGGGAGAUCACAUAGUCAACAUAUUUUCCUUCUCGAAAGCAUAUGGGAUGAUGGGAUGGCGGGUUGGAUAUAUUGCAUAUCCUACGGAAGUAGAGGGCUUUGCAGCUCAACUUCUCAAAGUUCAAGACAACAUACCCAUAUGUGCUUCAAUAAUUUCACAACAUCUUGCCCUUUACUCCUUGGAAUUGGGACCUGAGUGGGUCACUGAGAGAGUGAAAGAUCUUGUCAAGAACAGGGAAAUUGUUUUAGAAGCACUCUCUCCCCUUGGAGAAGAUGCUGUGAGAGGAGGAGAAGGUGCUAUAUACCUGUGGGCAAAGCUUCCUGACAAAUAUGUUGAGGACUUCAAAGUUGUUCGCUGGCUUGCUCAUAGGCAUGGGGUGGUUGUGAUCCCGGGAAGUUCAUGUGGGUGUCCAGGGAACGUUAGGAUCUCCUUUGGGGGCUUGGUAGAGAGUGAUUGUAAAGCUGCUGCACAGAGGCUGAGGAGAGGGUUAGAAGAAUUGGUCAAAGAUGGAAUGGUGGAGUAACUAUUACUCUUUAAGGUUCAUUCGAAACAUUGAAAUUUGAAGUACAUUUGCAUUUGAAUAAUUGGAGACAUUAUGAAUUAUUAGAGCAGUAUUUCUGGUUA